Phalaenopsis equestris is the source of this 3646-nucleotide messenger RNA. RefSeq lists its product as uncharacterized. Bases 142 to 3588 code for a protein of 1148 amino acids. NCBI's taxonomy places the organism in Eukaryota, Viridiplantae, Streptophyta, Magnoliopsida, Asparagales, Orchidaceae. The record is from RefSeq and is a predicted model, not a curated record. The transcript has 23 exons.
GUUACCAGCCGAUCAAACUCAACGUUCCCCACCUUCGCUACUCUCUGCUAGCUCGAGCUCUCAGUCUCUCUCUCUCUCUCUCUCUCUCUCUCCCUCUCCGUCUACCAGUAAAGAAGCAGACGGAGAAGCCAACAAAAAAAAAUGUUCACCGAGGGGCUUGACGAUAACGCCAUCAAUUGGAUCAACCAGGUAUCUGUUGGAGAUCAACAAUCUAGACCCCUGAUAGAGAAAUGUCCAUUGGGUAGCAUCUCAAACUUGCCACUGCUGCACAAAAGCAGCAGCUUCCUAUCACCCAAAGUUCUACCACCUGUGAAAUUUCACUCAGGCUUCCUAGGGAUUCAUCCUAGUACCCAUACUGAAGAUUCUGAGGAUGACAAUGAAAGCAUAGCCUCAAUUUCUGGAGGCCAUUGUGCUUCUUAUUCAGACACAUUCGAAGAGGAUGGCAUGGAGUCAAGUGACUCUUAUCUAUUUUGGAAAGCAAAAGACAUCAGCCAUGAGGAAGAGCUCAAAUCCAAAUCUGAAUCAACCGGUGAUGAAUCAAUAAAAGCUCAAAGUAGAACAUUAAGGCGUACUCUCGUCCGAGGACCAUCGAAAGAGAACCUAAAGGUGGAGCUGGCUUUAAAUGGUGGUUUCUUAGAUACGAGCUCAACUUCCAGUGCCCAUUUCCCUAAUCACGAGCAUGUUGUCUUCACUGAAUCAACAUGCUACCUUCAUGAUGAUUACUUGCCCAAAGGGUUUAAAGAACUUGGAACGCCGAGUGCUCCUCCAAUCACGGAUUGUGGAAGAGAAGAAAGCAUCUUUGGUGAAGAAGGAAAAGUAAAAUCAGAAAGCUUUGAAGUCUCCCCAGAUUUAGAAUGUCAGAUUCAAGAUACAAAAUACCCGCCAUCACAAACCGGAGUAUCUACUGGGAACAUUUCAGUGGAGAGAGACGAGAAGACUUAUUCUUGGCAGAAUAAAUUGUCUAUUCGAUCUCAAGACUAUACUUCCAGUGCUGAAAAUUCGUGGCAAUCUUUUGUUGCCUAUGAUGCAUGUUUCCGUCUGUGCUUGUAUGCUUGGGCAAGGAACUGCGUGGAGGCCCCAGAAUUUCUUAGAGAUGAAUGCAUGAUGCUACGGGAUGCCUUUGGGAUUCAGAAGUAUCUGCUGCAACCAAAAGGCAAUGCUCUGGGGGAAAGAAGGCCUAUAACUUGUGCUGAUGGAACUUGCACUAGGAAAGAGAGAAAAGAAAUUUGGAAAAUAGAGGUGGAAGUGAAAAAAAUUCGUAUUGUGGCACAAAGACCAAAGCUUCGAUGUGACUCUUCUAGUCCAAAAUUAGUAAUGCAAGCCAGUGCUGAAUAUGUUCAUCAUGCGACUGAAUUCUUAAAGAAUAAGAUCAAUACACUAAAAGCAACUUCAGUUUCAGUUACUCAUAAAGAAGCUUUCUCAUGCUUAUUGCAACUAUAUAGUUCUUGUGAAGAACUUGUGAGUUCCCCACUCUGGUUCACACCUGGAACUGGAGAGUCUCAUAUCUUUUACCCAGAGAGUCAAGGAGACGCUCUUUUGAUUCAGGUCCAGGAUAACAACAAUGUGAAUCUUGGUCAGGCAAAGAUUCCAAUUUCAUUGUUGAAUUCUGAAGCACAACAAGGAGAGAAAGUGAAGUGGUGGCCAAUGUACUUGGAGGAUCAAGGUUUUGUAGGAAAAAUUCAACUAGCUACAAGCGUUUUUUGGAGCUCUUCUGAUAGAAUGAAUUUCUCUAAGGCUAGUCCGCCUGUAGAAACUCUCGUCUAUGAUCUCGUAAUGGAGGCAUCUAUGCGUGCUUGUGAUUUCCAUGCAAAAAAUUUGCGGAUUCAUGGACCAUGGAAGUGGCUUUUAAAUGAGUUCUCUAGCUACUAUGGUGUGACUCCUGCAUAUACGAAACUUAGGUAUUUGUCAUAUAUCAUUAAUAUCUCAGUACCCACUAAAGAAUGUUUGGAACUAAUAUGUGAAUUACUAGAACCUGUUCUCAAGGCUCGAAAUGAAAGAAAUCUCACCAGACAAGAGAAAAGCAUUUUACUUGACUGUGAAGAUCAAAUAAAGAAUCUCUUGGCAACUACUUUUCAAAACUACAAGUCCUUGGAUGAGAACUCUUCGACCGGACUCUCGAACUUCUUUGGUCCAAUUCCAGAAACAGCUUCACCUGCAUUAACUCCCGCAAUAAAACUCUUCAGCCUUCUACAUGACAUACUCUCUCAAGAAGCUCAAAAUAUAUUGAGAAACUAUCUCAAGACUGCUGCAGAAAAGAGGUGCAGAAGAUAUUUGGUAGAUACAGAAGAAUUUAUGUCAGCCAACUGUGAUGUUACUGAACCAAUAACUAUCUCAACUGCUUAUUCUAAAAUGAGGAUAUUAUGUUUGAAUAUAAGCAGUGAGAUUCAAGCAGAUAUGAAAAUUCAGAACCAGAACAUACUCCCCAGCUGCAUUGAUCUUCCAAAUAUUGCUGCUUCUAUAUAUAGUGUUCAUCUCUGUCAGAGGCUUAGAAAUUUUCUAUCAGCUUUUCCACCUUCCAAACCUGCACCACAUGUAAUUGAACUGCUAGUUACCACUGCUGAUUUUGAAAGAGAUCUCAAUUCGUGGAGUAUCAACCCUGUUCAUGGAGGAGUAAUCUCAAGAGAUCUAUUCCAUUAUUACAUAGAGACCUGGAUCAAGGAUACUCAAUACCAGUUGGUUGAAAAUUGCAAAGCAGAGAAGAUUUCAUUCUCUGGAAUUUCAACUCAUUAUGCCACGUCGCCUUUCGUGGAGGACAUUUAUGGUAACAUCAUGGAUAGCUUAAAUGAGUACAAGGUAGUAGUCAACAGAUGGCCACAGUACUUGCUAAGCUUAGAAAGUGCUGUUGCCCAUAUCGAACGAGCGAUAAUAAAGGCCUUAGAGAAGCAAUACAGCGAAGUCCUGAUGCCUCUAAAAGAUGGAGUUCCAAAGAAGAUCGAGAAGCAUAUGCAGAAGCUAACAAGAAAACAAUCUACAGCAGCCUAUAGUAUUCCAAAUGAGUUGGGAGUCUUCCUAAACACCAUGAAAAGAAUACUAGAUGGCCAUCACUGCAGAAUAGAAGAAAAUCUUAAGUCUUCUGCCUCAUUUUGGACACUCUCCAAUAAAAAUGAGAGCUUUGGGGAAAGGACUAAUGGAAUCACAAUCAUGUUAAGAACAAAUUACAAGAACUAUAAGCAGGCUAUCAUAAGGAUGCUUGUGGAUAAUACUGAGGCAAACAAAAGCACAAGGCUGAAGAAAAUUCUUGAAGAAACUAAGGAGACGAAGGGAGAAGCUGAGAUUCGUGAAAGGAUGCAAGCACUGUCCUUGCAGCUGAGUGAUUCUGUAAGGAAUCUGCAUGCUGUCUUCACCAAAAAGAUUUUUGUAGAAAUUUGCAGGGAGUUUUGGGAUAAAAUGGGACAGAUUGUGUUGAGCUUUCUUGAGAGUCGGAAGGAGAACAGGAUAUGGUAUAGACGAUCUGGUUCUGGUCAUGUUCUUGGGAUAUUGGAUGAUGUUUUUGCCUCAGAAAUGCAGACAUUGCAAGGAAACUCUAUACAUGACGAAGAUUUGGAACCUCCAAGAUCAGUUGUUGAGGCACGUUCCAUACUCAGCUGAAAUAUUCCUCAAAUUUCUUUUGUGAUUAUUAUUAUAUUUAUUAUUUAUAUUUAUUUCU